This is a messenger RNA of Zootoca vivipara (common lizard), 3907 nucleotides long. It is a transcript of the gene POPDC1, whose product is annotated as popeye domain cAMP effector 1. The record is from RefSeq and is a predicted model, not a curated record. Gene Ontology annotation, cellular component: sarcolemma. Gene Ontology annotation, molecular function: cAMP binding. Gene Ontology annotation, biological process: skeletal muscle tissue development; regulation of membrane potential; heart development. NCBI's taxonomy places the organism in Eukaryota, Metazoa, Chordata, Lepidosauria, Squamata, Lacertidae.
GCCCGCAACUUGGUGGCGGCUGCUGCCCGCUGCCUAUUUUAGUCAAAACCUCCGCCCCGGGGGCUCGCGCGUGCUUCGCCUCGACUCCUUCAGCGAGAGAGGGCGCCCUCGGAGGAGCUGCUGCCGGAGGAGACCCACGGCGGGACGGAGGCGCCUCAGAAGCGAGCGGCAGGUCAUCAGCUAUUUUUAAGGACACUUGUUGUGAAGCAGCACAAAGCCAGGCAAAUUCAAGAUGAAUCCUACAGAAGCAAAUUCAAUCAUGGUGACCCCUUUGAGUUUCAACCCAGAUGUCAACAAUCCCAUCUCUAUGCCUUUGAAUGAAACUCUUUGUGAAAACUGGAGAGAGAUUCAUCAUCUCGUGUUUCAUUUGGCCAAUAUUUGUUUUGCUGUUGGAUUGGUUAUUCCAACCACUUUCCAUCUUCAUAUGAUUGUCCUACGAGCCAUGGUAAUAAUAGGAUGUGCACUAUUCAUCAUCUGGGCAACGCUAUUCCGUUGUGCUGUGGAUAUAAUGAUCUGGAAUACGACAUUCCUUGUUAUCAACCUUUUGCAUUUUAUAUACUUGCUAUAUAAGAGAAGACCGAUAAAGAUAGAUAAGGAGCUCAACAGUCUGUAUAAGAGAAUGUUUGAACCACUCCAUGUGCCUCCAGAGUUGUUCCAAAGACUGACAGGACAAUUCUGCAACAUUCAGACACUAAAAGCAGGUCAAGCGUAUGCUGCAGAGGACAAAACAUCAGUGGACGAUCGAUUAAGCAUCCUGUUAAAAGGAAAAAUGAAGGUCUCCUAUCGAGGGCAUUUUCUGCAUAAUAUUUACCCCUGUGCCUUUAUAGAUUCUCCUGAAUUUCGAUCAACUCAGAUGCAUCGAGGUGAGAAGUUCCAGGUCUCCAUUACUGCUGAUGAUAACUGCAAAUUUUUAUGCUGGUCCAGAGAGAGACUUACCUUUUUUCUGGAAUCUGAACCAUUCCUCUUUGAAAUAUUUAAGUACCUUAUUGGAAAAGAUAUUACAAACAAGUUAUACUCAUUAAAUGAUCCAACACUAAAUGAUAAGACAUCCCAGAAAAUAGAUCGACAGCCUAAUUUGUGCUCACAACUUUCUGUGAUGCAAAUGAGAAACAGCAUGGCUAGUUCAAGUGACAGUGAAGAUGGCUUGCAACAUUUUCUCCGUGGGACUUCCACUACCUCAACCCUUCGUCAGCCAUCUCCUUGUCUAAGAACAUCAGCAAAAAUGAAACCAAUUGAUGAAAGUGUGGAAGAUGAUGUCUUUGAUCCCCCAUCAGUCAAAUCAACUAAAGUUUAGCAGUGAUCUUGCCAAGCAGAAUUUCAGUGAACUACUACAAGCGUAGUCAAAACGCAUAAGGUUAAUUUUUUAUUUUUUAAAAAUACAUAUGUAUAUUUGGCCAGACACACAUAUGCCAGAAAAAAAAGACUGAGUGAACCCCCUUAACCAUAUUACCUGAAAAAUAAAUAAUGCUGGUUUUAGUGGGACUUGAAGCCCUAUUCUGGGGCUUUGUGUGAUUGGAGGAGUAGAAUGCCCCGUUUGAAGCAAUAGUGUAGGAAAGUCUGUGCUUGUAAUGGAACCAUCUGCACAGGAAUGGCUUCUCUUUUGAAGUGAAUGGGAAAGUCCUCACAGCUUUGGAUUCUUGGACUGGAGCAAAUGUGUCUGGAAAUGGGGUUUUAAACAAGGUGUCAAACUUUGGUUUGCAGUUUAUGUUCCAACAAAUCAAUUCAUUUGCGAAGCUGUGCCAUUAAAAACUGGUUUUUUAAAAAGCCAAUAAAUGCAGUACUGAUACACAGAUACGCUUAACACUUGAGCCUUCUUUUGACCUCACAUUUGUGAGACUUGGAAGCGCAGGAAUCGGCUUCUUGCUGCUGCACUUGCAGAGGUGCAGGAUCCUUCCCCUCCCUAGGCCACUUGUUGGGUCAGUAGGGGGAAAGCAGACAUCUGGGCUGAGGCCACUCCCAUCUUCAGCAGCCCUGCCUAAUAAUAUUAAGACUGAGCAUGGUCAAAGCUGAAAUAUGUAAUCAAUCUAUUGUGUUGUGUGUCACAAUCACACUGUAUGUCUAUUUGUAAGAGGGAUACAGGACUUGCUUCACACUCUCCUAGCUCCCAUUUUCUGCUGAUGUGCAGGUUUGGCACUUGGACAUCUUGGCUCCUGAAUGCUGCAAAUCCGGAAGUGAGUGUUCGGCUUUGCAAAUGUUCUUUGGAAUCCGAAUGUCCAACGGGGCUUCCGAUUGGCUGCAGGAGCUUCCUGCAGCCAAUCAGAAGCCGCGCUUCGGAAGUCAAAUGGACCCCUGGAACACAUUCCGUUUGACUUCCAAAGUAUGACUGUAUUCUUAAUCAUGGCACACUCUGUGAACUGGUACAAAUAAUAUUGCAAUCAUAAAUAUAACUUAAUUGUAACCACAUUUCCCCCCUUUCAGCCAUGUGUAAUGUAUAGUUCUAUAAUGUGAUGUCUAUUGUAACUGGACACAAGACCUUAAGUAUUCAAAAUACUAUUGCAACAAAAAUGAUUUGCGGUGUACUUUUGGGUAAAUGCACCAGUAUUUCAUGUGGUAGGGCAGAGUCACAGUGCUUGAAUUAGUCUCAAAUCAGUGGGCGUUUGCCAUUGACCUCAAUGGGAUGUUGGCCAGUGGUGGGAAAUCUGUUCCCCUGCAGAUCGUUGUUGAACAACAAUUCCCCAUUAUAUAGCACAUUCACCACACUAAGGCAAAUUGGUUCUCCAAUAUAAUAGCUGGAGGCCCACUAUCACUGCUGUAGGUUGUAUUUCAUUAUGUGCAUCAAUGUUUGAUAUGUACUUAUGUUACACUCCUUUUCUAAGAAUAGAAUACAUCCAAUGCUGCUUUUUUCAUUGGACUUUGCAUAAACGCUGAUGGAGAGAAUAACACAGUGCCUUUUUAUUUUGAUUCCAGCUGCAUCGGAUAUAUAUUUAUGGUAAUACAGAGAUUUCUUCAUCCCAAAUUAAACACUUCCAUAGAUUAAAACUGGAAAAUUUAAGGAUGUGCUUAACUACCAAUGAAAUAAUGGAAGUAUAUAAUUUUAGCUCAUCUUUGUGGUUUUUCUAAGUUGGCUGUUGCAAACAUUUGUUAAUUGCAAGUAUCAUAAUGAAAAGGCUACAAGAGUGGGAUGUCAUUAGCAGAAGCCUCUGGAAAGAGAACCUCAUUUAAAUGGCAAAGAAAUCAUACAUGGGAGGGGAAAUGUAGUUGUCAUGGUGGGCAAACCACAAAGAUGAGCUAAAGAGAGAGUCAUCCUCCCCCCCCCUCUUUGCUGGCAUGCUUUAAAAAAAAUCCAUAUCCAUUAGUCCCAGUAGGAAGGAAAAAACUAUACUAGCCCUGGGCAGGACUGGCAAACUUUCAUCUCUAUUUCAGAAUUGGAUUCGGAAAACAGCAGCAUUUUGCAUCCAGCAGAUCCUAAACUACCUCCACUCCUCCCUCACAACUUUUUUGUUUUUUGCCUUUAGCUAUUGGAACACAGGCAAUGAUUGAAUAACAGUGGCUACAGCCAUGAGGGAGAUCCACAAGAUUCCUUGGUCCCAGGGACCACCCACCCAUAAGAUUGCACCAUACAGAUAUUUACUAGACUUAACUGAAGAUUUUGAGGGCUAGGAAGUGCAGCAUUGAGAUCUCUUCUCCAGUUUUUCAAAUAACCCCAUGAUCUUUAGCAGCUCGCGUAAGCACCUGCCUUGUUCACACUGGUGCCUCCCUUUAUGUAAAGUAGCUAGAAUUGCACCUUUGCUGGAUUGAUCCUUCAGAGAAAUACUGCUUUCCAGUAUGUUUGUUAUUUAUGUUUUAAAAAAUGAAUGUGACUGGACUAGAUUAUAGACAAGUUUAUAAUUCACUGCUACAUUGAUGCUGCACAUAUGGCACAAUGUUACUAACUGGAAUAAAGCUUUUUGAAAACAAUCGUAUAUAA